AUCCCGAUCAUUUUCAGUAAAAGUGUACUGGGAUGAGAGGGUACUUAUGGAGGGGAGUAACAGCGCAACCUGAACUGUGUAGUAGCGAGACUUUCUUUGCCAGACGUCUGUCGUUUUUACUGCUGUCUGUUGUUCAACACAGCCGGCCGCCAUGCCCACUGACGCACAAAGUGAUGCCCGCUCCUUCCUGACCGAGGAGAUGAUUGCAGAGUUCAAGGCCGCCUUCGACAUGUUCGACACCGACGGUGGCGGUGACAUCAGCACCAAGGAGUUGGGUACCGUGAUGAGGAUGCUGGGCCAGAACCCAUCAAGGGAGGAGUUGGAUGCCAUCAUUGAGGAGGUCGAUGAGGACGGUAGCGGCACCAUCGACUUCGAGGAGUUCUUGGUCAUGAUGGUGCAACAGUUAAAGGAGGACCAGGCUGGAAAGAGUGAAGAAGAGCUUUCAGAAUGCUUCCGUAUUUUUGACAAGAACGGAGAUGGUUUCAUUGACCGGGAGGAGUUUGGAGAAAUCCUCCAUCUCACUGGAGAACCAGUCGUAGAGGAAGAUAUUGAUGAGAUGUUUGGGGAAUCGGACUCAAACAAAGAUGGAAAGAUUGAUUUUGAUGAGUUUCUGAAGAUGAUGGAGAACGUCCAGUAAUGAGACCAGCUCUACAUUCCUUGGUCAAAAUGGAUACAAGUGAAAUACCUUAACCCACACUCCCCUCUCCCUUCUCACAUGAAACCCAGGGGCUCUGUGAGGAUAUCUAUAAAUAUCCGUUCAAACCUUUUAAGACGAAGGCGCUUCCCCUGGUCGCCUUUUUGAGCAGGACACCCAGCUGUCCCCUUGGCAGCUGCUGUUUCUCCAGAAAUGCUACACCACCUACUUUAACCCCCACCAUCCUCCUCCUCCUCCUCCUCAAGACUAAAUAUCUUCUCUACCCUGUUAUGUGCUUUCUGAAUAAAUCCACUUUCUCCUUGUU
Messenger RNA from Siniperca chuatsi (mandarin fish), 959 nucleotides. Its product is annotated as troponin C, skeletal muscle. The record is from RefSeq and is a predicted model, not a curated record. The coding region runs from base 152 to 637 and encodes 161 amino acids. NCBI's taxonomy places the organism in Eukaryota, Metazoa, Chordata, Actinopteri, Centrarchiformes, Sinipercidae. The transcript has 6 exons. Gene Ontology annotation, molecular function: calcium ion binding; enzyme regulator activity.